Molecule: messenger RNA, 1876 nt
Organism: Tachysurus vachellii
Lineage: Eukaryota; Metazoa; Chordata; Actinopteri; Siluriformes; Bagridae
Gene: alad
Product: aminolevulinate dehydratase
Exons: 12
Coding region: 78-1073 (331 amino acids)
Biological process (GO): heme biosynthetic process
Cellular component (GO): cytosol
Molecular function (GO): porphobilinogen synthase activity; zinc ion binding
Source: RefSeq, a predicted model, not a curated record
CGCUAGUCUUUACCCUUAAAUACAAACGUCAACCCACUGGAACAAGUCACAAGAGACGAGACCAGGCGCUGGAGACAAUGGCACAGGCGGCAGACUCCAUCCUGCACAGUGGCUACUUCCACCCGACUCUCAGAUACUGGCAGACAUGUGCAUCAGACCUUAGACCUGACAAUCUCAUCUACCCCAUCUUUGUAACAGACAGUCCUGAUGCAGUGGAACCUAUUGCGAGCCUGCCAGGACAAGCAAGAUACGGUAUUAAUAAGCUAGAAGGAAUGUUGCAUCCGCUCGUGGAAAAAGGCUUGAGAUGCGUACUGAUUUUUGGAGUUCCUGCCAAAAUCACAAAGGAUGACCGUGGCUCUGGAGCUGACACCGAUGACACUCCUGCUGUUCAAGCUGUGAAGAAACUGCGAGCUCUGUUCCCUAAUCUGGUGCUGGCUUGUGACGUGUGUCUCUGUCCGUACACGUCCCACGGUCAUUGUGGGAUCCUGCGUGAAGAUGGCACCCUGGAUAACGCAGCGAGCUGUAUGAGACUAGCAGAGGUGGCACUGGUGUACGCACGUGCUGGUUGCCACAUAAUCGCCCCGUCUGACAUGAUGGAUGGACGGAUUGCGGCCAUUAAGCAAACACUCAUAUCCAAUGAUCUUGGCAACAAGGUGUCAGUGCUGAGCUACAGUGCCAAGUUUGCGUCCUGUUAUUACGGCCCUUUCAGGGAUGCCGCUCAGUCCAAGCCAGCUUUCGGAGACAGACGAUGCUAUCAGUUGCCCCCUGGUGCCCGGGGACUUGCUCUGCGAGCCUGUGAGAGGGAUGUGAAAGAGGGAGCCGAUAUGCUGAUGGUGAAACCAGGGUUGCCUUAUCUUGAUAUUCUGAGAGAGGUUAAAGAUAAGCACCCGAAACAUCCGCUGGCGGUGUAUAACGUGUCCGGAGAGUUUGCGAUGCUGUGGCACGGAGCACAGGCCGGAGCCUUCGACCUUCGUACAGCUGUCCUGGAAUCCAUGACCGCCUUCCGUCGGGCAGGAGCAGACAUCAUCAUUACUUAUUACACUCCUCAGCUGCUCACGUGGCUUACAGAGUGACAUGCCCAACCGUCUGAACCGAUUACUUCUGCUUUAUUCCAAAGGCUUUGCAACACAAAGGGCAUUGAGUUGAUGUUAAAGAGACGAGUCACUGAAUUCUUUCAUAGAAAUGAUGAUUUUUUUUACAUGUUCUUUGUGAGGAAAAAUAUGCAAUUUAACGUAAUCCUGUCUAUUGUUCCCGAGCUGUGAUGAUCAAAAAGUAAAUAUAGCAAACUAACACGUUCUGUUAGCAUUAAACAUGAUUACACGCCUUUGAUUUUUUUUGUUUGUUUGUUUUAUGAGCACCAUCUUUCAAAAAAAAUCAUUAAAUUAUUGAUACAGACAGUUAUACAAAUUAUGUUCAAAUGAAAAAGGAUGCUUUUGUGUCUCACUCACUCUCUCUCACUCAUCUUCUACCGCUUAUCCGAACUACCUCGGGUCACGGGGAGCCUGUACCUAUCUCAGGCGUCAUCGGGCAUCAAAGCAGGAUGCACCCUGGACGGAGUGCCAACCCAUCACAGGGCACACACACACACUCUCAUUCACUCACGCAAUCACACACUACGGACAAUUUUCCAGAGCAUGGUAGGCAUUUUACCUACCAUGCAUGUCUUUGGACCGGAGGAGGAAACCGGAGUACCCGGAGGAAACCCCCGAGGCACGGGGAGAACAUGCAAACUCCACACACACAAGGUGGAGGCAGGAAUCGAACCCCCAACCCUGGAGGUGUGAGGACGUGCUAACCACUAAGCCACCGUGCCCCCUGCUUUUGUGUCGAUUCUGUCAAUUUAAUAAACACCGAUUUGUUUUGUAAUGUGAUAAAA